UGAAGUUGGUAGUGACGUGCGGCUAGUGAAGUUUCCGUUAAUGGAGGUUGUAUUGCUUCAAAUACAAAUAAGAUGCCUUUUAUGAAGGGUAAAGCUCCUGUUCGGAGAACAUUAAAGUAUCUUGAAGCUGGAAGCCUUGUUUUAAAGGAAAGAAUUAAAAUAUUCUGUGUUAAUUAUAAUCACCACGGUAAUCAUCAUAAAGGAGCAAGGGAUUUUGUGUUUUGGUAUUUACCUCAGAUCCAGUACAAGAAUCCCAAUGUGCAGGUGAUGACCCUUACUAACAUGACACCAUCUCCAUUCAUAACAUGCUUUUUUGAUACUGGGGAACGAAUGCAUAUUGACAUUGACAGCAAAACAAAGGAAGAAGUACAGACACACCUGAAGAAAGUUAUUUGCAAACCUGGACAUAUCUUGGCUGCUGAACUGAAGGCUGUACAGAAGAAGAACAACCCGGCCAACUUUGGGUUUGGCUGUGAUCGUCAGUGCAUCUGUGAAGUGUUUGGGCAGGUUCCUUGUCCAGGACUAGUACCUUUACCAAAAGAGAUGAGGGGAAAAUAUAAAUACGCAAAAGACUAAAUAAUAUUAAUUUGCAGCAUUCUUUUGCACUUCAUAGAUCUGACUUUGCAUUCUGCUUUUUUGCUGUCUGUGUGCAACAAGAGAAUAUUAACUGACAUUGCACAUAGAGUGCAAAAAAGCAGAUUGUAAAUUCGGACUAAGUGAUGUUCAUAUGUAGUUUGUGUAUAGAAGUUGAAUGCUUCUCAUGUAUAGCACACCACUUUAUAUUAUAUUGUCUGUCUGCAUA
Molecule: messenger RNA, 802 nt
Organism: Cryptotermes secundus
Lineage: Eukaryota; Metazoa; Arthropoda; Insecta; Blattodea; Kalotermitidae
Gene: mRpS25
Product: probable 28S ribosomal protein S25, mitochondrial
Exons: 4
Coding region: 73-576 (167 amino acids)
Cellular component (GO): mitochondrion
Molecular function (GO): structural constituent of ribosome
Source: RefSeq, a predicted model, not a curated record